This is a messenger RNA of Poecilia latipinna (sailfin molly), 1101 nucleotides long. RefSeq lists its product as uncharacterized. Bases 187 to 1101 code for a protein of 304 amino acids. The record is from RefSeq and is a predicted model, not a curated record. NCBI's taxonomy places the organism in Eukaryota, Metazoa, Chordata, Actinopteri, Cyprinodontiformes, Poeciliidae. The transcript is spliced from 2 exons. Gene Ontology annotation, cellular component: membrane; Golgi apparatus. Gene Ontology annotation, biological process: post-Golgi vesicle-mediated transport.
AUCUAAACAGUCCUAUUAUCUUAUUUCAUUUGCAAAAAUUAGGAGAUCUACUUCCUCAGGAGGAAGGUUAAAAAGCUGCAACAGGGGGAUAAAUAAAUAAUUAGCGCAAUUACCAAAAAUAGCUCUAAUAAAAUGUGAAGGAAAACAAGUGAGGCAGAGAAAAUAAGAGAGUUGAAGCUCGACCAUAUGGUGGAAAUAACAGAUCUGAGACAGACAGAUGCAACAUUGUUCUCCAUCUCAGAGUCGAUGCAGCUCCUCCCUCUGCGCGCGGGGCUUCAUUUCAUCAAAUCCUUCAACUUGGACCACUUAGGCUCAGCCGCACUUUGGACUCCGCCGCAUUUGGCUCCAACGCCGCAACUUGCAGCAGUUUCUCUUCCACAUCGAGCUCAGAACCUCGUCCGGAGAGGCAGAGAAAACUCCCAGCAUCCGCUGCAUCCCGUUCUGCCCCCAGCGAUGGAGACGGAGGUCAGGUUCUGCCCAAAGUGGCACGGUGCGCUCCGGUUCGGGCUCUUCCUCCUCCUGCCCGGCUUGCUUGGCGUCGCCGAGGCUGAGAUAACCUGCAGGUCAUGCCGGGAUGGGAAUAUGUGGCGCGGCGCGCAGGAAUUACUGCUGAGGGUUGAAACAAGUGGUCCCGCUGCCGGGGUAAAGGGGGAAGUUUUGGGGAGCGGAGACCGGACCGGGAGGGUCCCCUGCGAGUCGGACCCCUCUGGAUGCGCUCCAGACCGGGGGCAGCUGAGGCGGGAGCGGAUUACAGACCGCGGGAAAGUUUCCCAACACAGGGACGGUGUUGGUUCGACUCCACGGCGCUUCAGGAGGGACAGUGGCGGGGAUGCAGUCAGAUCAGCCCCGGCAGAGGGAGCGGCGGCGGCGGCGGCGGCGUGGCGCAGAGCGGCGCGCUGGAGCGGAGAGGAGCGCAGAGCGGCCGGCGCGCGGCAGGAGGAGUUAAAGCUCAACAGCUCCACGUUCGCCCUGACCGGGGACUCAUCCCACAACCAGGCCAUGGUGCACUGGUCCGGCCAGAACAGCAGCGUAAUUCUGAUGCUAACCAAACUCUUUGACUUCAACCUCAACAGUGCGACCGAGAGUUCAUUAUGGAGGUAA